Colletotrichum siamense is the source of this 5682-nucleotide messenger RNA. RefSeq names its product putative helicase mot1 (gene mot1). The transcript is spliced from 3 exons. Lineage: Eukaryota; Fungi; Ascomycota; Sordariomycetes; Glomerellales; Glomerellaceae. Gene Ontology annotation, molecular function: ATP hydrolysis activity; TBP-class protein binding; ATP-dependent chromatin remodeler activity. The record is from RefSeq and is a predicted model, not a curated record. Bases 1 to 5682 code for a protein of 1893 amino acids.
AUGGCGUCGAGACUUGACAGAUUGGUCACGAUUCUCGAAACGGGGAGCACCCGUCUCAUUCGUGACACUGCUGUCAAUCAAUUGGCUGACUGGCAGAAGCAGCACCCAGAUGAGCUGUUCAACCUUCUUUCCAGAGUUGUCCCCUAUCUUAGACAUAAGGAAUGGGAGACACGAUCAACAGCUGCCAAGGCCAUUGGCAAGAUCAUUGAAAACGCACCUCUCUAUGACCCAAAUGAGGAUGAAGGAGAUUCCGCGCCAAUCAAGAAAGACGAGCCGGAGGAGAACGGCCACGUGAAAAAGGAGGAGGAGAAGGACGUCCCAUCUUUUGCUACCGAUGAGCUCCUGAAGUUAGGGACGCUCAACGUUGAACACAUCAUCAAGCAUGGCCGACAAUUAUUACGAGGCGGCAACAUCGAUUUCGCCUUGGCCUCAUUAGACCCCUCUGCACGACUUGCACACCAAAAGAAGACUCUCAAUGGACGACUAGGUCUCCUUGGCAGGGUCUUCGAGGACGCCGAGAUGCCCGUCCUCGUGGAGAAGGACCACAGUCCCAUGACUCCCCAAGAUUCAGCCAACGGCCACAACGGAAGCAAGGAGAAUGCCUCCCAAGGCCAAAGUCAACCGGCAGAGGAAGCAGGAUUGAGUUCAAGGCAACUCAAUGUGCUGAAGAGAAAACGCAAAAGAGAGUUGCAGAAGGCCGCUCAAGGAAAGGGCGGAUUUGGAGAUCUUUCCAUUAGGAGGACGACCACCGCUGGUUCAGAGGGCUUUGACGAUACACCGAUGCCCGAUGCCGAUUCAAAACAAAAGAAUGGAAAGGUCAACGACUACUUCAACCUGGACAGACCGGCCGACGUCGACGAGGAGUCAAAAGUUGUCAGCGAAUUCAAGGGGCCCGUGAUUCCAAUCAAGUCCGAGAUUGAGGCGGACGAGACCAUGGAGGGUGCUGAAUGGCCCUACGACCGACUGUGCGACUUCUUGAAGGUGGAUCUUUUCGACCCGUCCUGGGAGACACGGCACGGAGCCGCGAUGGGCAUACGUGAAGUAAUUCGUGUGCAUGGUGCUGGAGCCGGCAGGAUACGAUCCAAGUCUCGGGCUGAGAACAACCGCUUGAACCAGGCCUGGCUCGAUGAUUUGGCUUGCCGACUCUGCUGUGUCUUGAUGUUGGACAGAUUCACUGACUACAGUUCGGAUACCUCCGUGGCACCAAUUCGCGAAACGAUUGGUCAAUCCCUUGGCUCAGUCCUUCGACACGUUCCGGCAGAUUCAGUCCACGGCAUCUACAAGAUCCUCUAUCGCAUGGUCAUGCAAGAUGAUCUUCAUCUGGAGAUGCUCCAAUGGUCGGUUUGCCACGGUGGCAUGGUCGGUCUCCGAUAUGUCGUCGCUGUCCGAAAAGACCUGCUCUUGGAGGAUAAUGAGAUGAUUGACGGAGUCGUACGUCUGGUCAUGAAGGGUCUGGAGGAACACGAUGAUGAUGUCCGGUCAGUGAGUGCUGCCACGCUCUUGCCGAUGGCGAAGGAAUUCGUCACUAUGCGCCCUGGCUCCAUCGACGGACUCAUCAACAUCAUGUGGGGAAGUCUCGCGGAUCUCGGUGAUGAUCUGAGCGCAAGUACUGGCAAGAUUAUGGACCUUCUUGCGACGCUCUGCAGUUACCCCGAGGUUCUACAGGCCAUGGAAACAUCCGCCGCGCAAGAUGAAGAGCGUUCGUUCACUCUGCUCGUACCGCGACUCUACCCGUUCCUUCGACACACAAUUACGUCUGUCCGACUCGCCGUGUUGAAAGCGCUCAUGACAUUCGCCAACCUCGGCGCCCAAAACUCCCGCGGCUGGCUCAAUGGCAGGAUCUUGCGCCUCAUCUUCCAGAACAUCCUCGUCGAGAGAGAUCGUGAGACACUGAAUAUGUCUAUUGAUGUGUGGACAGCCCUUGUGCGAUCUCUUUCGCAGACUCCUGACGUUUUGGCCGAUGAGUUUGCGGCACACGUCGACCCAUUGAUGAGGCUAACUCUGCACCCCGUUGGUGUGUCACGGCAUCCCCUACCCAUGCCUGCGCAUCUCUUCCAGAGACCUUCAGGCGGCACUUACACGGCAGUCACUGCAACACCCGCCCGCAAGGCAUCAUCUCCUGAGGGUCCUGAAAGAGCCACCAAGCGCCGCCGGAAGUCUGCCAAGACUGAUGACGCGCCCGUCGCGACGCAUACACAUGAUGUCGAUGGCCAUAUGAUCCAAGGCGACGUCGACUUGGUUGGCAUGGAUACACUCAUCCGUUCGCGAGUUUCGGCUGCCAAGGCGAUGGGUCUGAUCAUGUCCUUCAUUCCGAACAGCCACAUGGCAGAGUACGAUGAGCUCAUCACCAGUGGUCUCGCAGACAGGAACGCCUCCACGCAGCUUGCGGCUUGCAUGGUCAUUGACGAGUACGCCAAGAACAACACAGCAGCCGAAGGACCUCAGAGAUUUGUGGCACCCUUGCAAAAGAUUAUUGAGGCGGAGCGGCCCUCUCAUUACGGAGACCUAGUCAGCUACAUGCAUCGCGUACGAUCCCAGUGUCAGCAACUUCUCAACAUGUUCCGCGAUCAUGGCAAGGUCUCAAGCGGCAGACUCCCUACACUCGCCGUUCUGGUUCAGGGAGACGAGCAAGCUGGGCCUGGUGCUUUCUCCAUCGCCGUCGCAGACAAAGUCGUCGGCGAAGACUUUGACAAGCUCAAAAAGGCCAUGUCGCCCGGACAACGCUUGGUGGCCAGCCAGCAGCUCGGGGAAGCCAGAGAUGUGGCCGCGUCAGCCAUCACCGACGCCAGGACUGCCAAAGAAGCUCGGGAUGUGCGCAUUAAGGCUGCUGCUGCUUGCGCUUUGGUUGCGAUCAAGGUUCUUCCAAAGAAGCCGAGUCCUCUCAUCAAGGGAAUCAUGGACAGCAUCAAGACAGAAGAAAACCAGGAACUUCAAUGUCGUUCCUCUGCCACGAUUGCCAGUCUCGUCCAGCUGUUCAAUGAGAAGGGCCGUCGCGGGCCUGCCGACAAAGUGGUCUCCAACCUCAUCAAAUUCUCUUGUGUUGAGGUUGCGGAGACGCCCGAAUUCCCCGUACAUGCAACCAAGACUGAUUGCGUGCUCUCCAUGCAAAAGGAAGAAGACCGAGUUGAUCACGCAGACGCAGCCAAGUGGGCGAGGGAAGCCAAGGCGGCGCGCAUCACCAGACGUGGCGCCAAGGAGGCUCUUGAAAUCCUGUCCAGAACGUAUGGUGCCGAACUACUCACGGCCGUUCCUACCGUGAGAACGUUCAUGGAAGAACCUCUCGUGAAGGCAUUCAGUGGCGACUUGCCCGCCGAGGCACGGGACCCCGAGAACACCUUUGGUCAAGAAAUCGUCGACGCGUUGUCACUCAUCCGGACUCUCAUGCCAACUCUCGACAAAGCCAUUCAUCCGUUCGUCAUGGAGAAGGUGCCGCUGGUGAUCAAAGCCUUGCAUUCCGAAUUGUCAGUAUUCCGCUAUAUGGCAGCGAAAUGCAUGGCCACUAUCUGCAGCGUCAUCACUGUGGAGGGUAUGACGGCUCUUGUCGAAAAGGUGCUCCCAUCCAUAAGCAACCCCGUCGAUCUCAACUUCCGACAGGGAGCUAUCGAGGCCAUCUACCACUUGAUUGCCGUGAUGGGCGACGCCAUUCUACCAUAUGUCAUCUUCCUCAUCGUCCCCGUCCUCGGCCGCAUGAGUGAUUCGGACAACGAGAUUCGUCUGAUUGCAACAACCUCGUUUGCCACCUUGGUCAAGUUAGUGCCUCUAGAGGCCGGUAUCCCAGAUCCUCCAGGUCUGUCCGAAGAGCUUCUCAAGGGUAGAGAUCGUGAAAGGACUUUCAUUUCGCAACUGCUCGAUCCCAAGAAGGUGGAGAGUUUCCAGAUUCCCGUCGCCAUCAAGGCCGAACUUCGUUCAUACCAGCAAGAUGGUGUAAACUGGCUGCAUUUCCUCAACAAGUAUCACCUCCACGGCAUUCUCUGCGACGACAUGGGUCUUGGUAAGACUCUGCAGACCAUUUGCAUGGUUGCCAGUGAUCACCACAAUCGCGCGGAGGAGUUCGCCAAAACCGGUGCUCCCGAUGUUCGUCGUCUUCCGUCUUUGGUCGUGUGCCCUCCUACGCUGUCUGGCCACUGGCAGCAAGAAAUCAAGACUUAUGCCCCGUUCCUCAGCGUCACGGCCUACGUCGGCGUGCCUGCUGAGCGCAAGACGAUGAAGGACAAUCUCGAUAAGACCGACAUCGUCAUCACCAGUUACGACGUCUGCCGCAACGACGCAGAAGUGCUCGCCAAGUACAACUGGAACUAUGUCAUCCUCGACGAAGGUCAUUUGAUCAAGAACCCCAAAGCAAAGAUCACGAUUGCUGUCAAGAAAUUGGCGAGCAAUCACCGUCUGAUCCUGACUGGUACUCCCAUUCAGAACAACGUUCUUGAGCUGUGGUCUUUGUUUGACUUUUUGAUGCCGGGAUUCCUCGGUGCGGAGAAAGUGUUCUUGGACCGGUUUGCCAAGCCCAUUGCCGCCAGUCGUUUCAGCAAGGCAUCAUCGAAGGAGCAGGAAGCUGGUGCAUUGGCUAUCGAAGCACUCCACAAGCAGGUACUUCCGUUCCUCUUGCGACGUCUCAAAGAGGAGGUGCUUGAUGACCUGCCACCAAAGAUCUUGCAGAACUACUAUUGCGACCUGAGUGAUCUUCAAAAGAAGUUGUUCGACGAUUUUACUAGGAAGCAAGGCAAGAAGCUCCAAGAAGAGGCUGGGCGCGAAGACAAGGAUGCCAAGUCGCACAUUUUCCAGGCUCUCCAGUACAUGCGAAAGCUCUGCAACUCGCCAGCAAUGGUCAUGAAGCCGACGCACAGCAUGUACGAUGAGACUCAACGCAUCCUCAACAAGCAGGGAACUAGCCUCGAAGACCCUGUUCAUGCUCCGAAGCUAACUGCGUUGAGAGAUCUGCUUGUCGACUGUGGCAUUGGCGUGGAAGAGGCUGAGUCUAAUGAUCCACUCUACCAGCCGAUUAAGCCCCAUCGCGCCCUUAUCUUCUGUCAGAUGAAGGAAAUGCUGGAUAUGGUCCAGAAUACCGUCCUCAAGAACAUGUUGCCCGGCGUUUCUCACCUGCGCUUGGAUGGUUCAGUCGAAGCCAACAAGAGACAAGACAUUGUAAACAAGUUCAACAGUGAUCCAUCAUACGAUGUGUUGCUCUUGACGACCAGCGUCGGAGGUCUGGGUCUCAACCUUACGGGUGCCGACACGGUCAUCUUCGUCGAGCAUGAUUGGAACCCGCAAAAGGAUAUGCAGGCUAUGGAUCGUGCCCAUCGUAUUGGCCAGAAGAAGGUUGUCAACGUCUACCGUCUUAUUACCAGGGGCACGUUGGAGGAGAAGAUUCUCAGUCUCCAGCGUUUCAAGAUUGACGUUGCAUCAACUGUCGUCAAUCAGCAGAAUGCAGGCCUGUCUACCAUGGACACAGAUCAGAUAUUGGACUUGUUCAACCUGGGAGAUACAGGACCUAGUCUAAUAUCCGACAAACCAAAGAACGCAAUGGAGGGCAGGGAAGAGGACAUGGUGGAUAUCGAAACGGGUGACGUCGUUACAGGCAAGCAGCCCGGCAAGAAGGCUUGGCUUGAUGACCUGGGCGACCUGUGGGAUAACAGCCAGUACGAGGAGAGUUUCGACCUGGAUGGUUUCUUGAAAACCAUGCAAUGA